Amoebophrya sp. A25 is the source of this 2717-nucleotide messenger RNA. The record is from the annotation of a GenBank genome assembly. Lineage: Eukaryota; Dinophyceae; Syndiniales; Amoebophryaceae.
UUUGGAACUAAUCAACAAAAGCAUUGUUGCAGCUACCUCUAGUAGUGCUAGUUCGCGAAGUUCGACUUUUAGGAGGACGAUGGGGGAAAUGAAGGACCCAAGGUGAAAAUGAUGAGACCAUUCUUCAGGAUUCAGUUCGCUCAAGCUCCAGAGGCCUCCUUUUGGCUUCUCUCAGGAGUCUUGUUAAAACUUUUCUUGCUUUUUUCCGCGGCAAUCAACUACAACUGUAGUCUUGCGAGCGCGUCGGGCGAGAAGCUUGUUGCCGAGCAGAAAAUCCAGCUCCAGCAGUACGAAGGCAACUUUCAUGCCGCCCAAGGACACGAGCUUGGCGCCAGGCGGUGGGUGGGUGGAUUCUCCGGCUCUCGCGCACCUUGGUAUCUUACUGAGGCACGACGUCUUGUUGAGGAGGCAUACGAGCAGGCAGAAGGCGAAGAUCCUAGCGGGCAGACGGACCCCUUUGUGAAGUUUUUUGCUGCUCAGAAUCACAUCGUCGCAGCUCUCGAGCUCGUGACUGCUUCGAGGUGGGUCAUCAGACAUGAGCUUGAUGAUGAAUCUUCAUCGCAUCGGAUUAGUUCAGCGUCGUGUUCUACUCCGACAGACACGGCAGGCGACGGGAGCAACACUAUGGCUACGCCCUCGGGUGAGGAUGAAAUAAAUGGUAUUAUUCUCUCUGUGGAUGAUCCCCCUCAUUCGGAAGUAGCAACGCAGAAAUCGACAUCCGCCACCAGAUCGUGUACAGUGGCAGGGCAAGAUGCGUUGCCCCAAAAUUCUAGGCCAAGCGGAGACGAAGAUUAUAUCGAACGCUCAUCACAAUCUGAAAAGGAACGUGUCGCGCGCGUCUGGUUCGACGCAGGGCUCAUCGUACUCAGCAUGGUUGGUCUCGACCUUGAUACUCCUAAAGACGAUCUUCUUGAUUGGGGGUUCGGUAUGACGUGGCGCGGGAUCCAUCUGGAGUGUGGAUGUCUGCAUGUUGACGAUGUUCCUACCUUCUCGUCAUCUUCUAGUACAGCACACAGUUCGUCUCCAACUCCAUCUGCAACUACUUCAUCCAGUCCAAAUUAUACGCAAGAAGAGUGCUUGAGAUCAUGGCCGUGUUUGAAAGGCAAGAGCGAAGAAAUCCAUGGCUAUUUGGCGCCCAGUGCGCUCGAUGUCGCUGGUGCGGGUAAAGUAAGAGUGGGUACCUUGGGACGCUCGCAACAAGGCAGCUCUGGUGCUGCAGCGCAUCUGCUUCGUCCUGUGAACGCUUGGCUGAAACAGCUGGAGCAAAGAAUUGAGGAUCAGGCGUCGGACACGGUGAUGGCGUUUCCUCUUGUUUCCGAUAUUCUUGUAUCGCCAUCUGCAGCAAAAGGCAAAAGCCUGAGAAAGCGCUUGUCGCUGAGUGAUUUUCUACCCGACUACAUAGUUGACAUCGGAGAAGUGAAGCGGACGGCGCAGGGAAAGGGAGGCACAAAACUCGGGAGUGGGCAAAAAUCGCCCCCUUCUCAGGAUGUUGAUAGGGACAAGCAAGACCCCUUUAGUACAAAGCAACCUCCAAACAUGUCAAUAUCCGAUGACGUUUGGAAUGUCGCUUCCCUUUUUUCAACGCCGAUGGGCAUUCGCCGUCUGCCAGGGGUGACUGAGGAGGACUGCAGACUCUUGGCAAGUGUUUUCACCUCUAAGAUGGAAAAUUUAGCCACGACGGUGCGAGCCAGUCCAGAAAAAUAUCUGCAGUCCCCGGGCGAUGAUAUUUGGAGUACACUAUCAAAUAUCUUCUUUUCUAUAUGGAGCGACAGUGUCGAAAUCGUCCCGGAGAGAAAUCACGGUCAGAAAGUCGAAUAUACUAGUCACAGCAUAUCGAAAUCCAAUUCGUCGGCAGCAACGAGAGAAGAUCAAAUAGUAACAGAUGGCGCUGAACUAGAAAGACAAAGAAGUGUUGGACAAGACGAUGUUCUUGACCGUACGCCUACCACAAGAAAAGACCGCAACAAUGAAGUUCUUUUCAAUAUUAAAACAAGCCGGCGGCAGACUGAAAAGAGCCUACAGCGAUCGUGGCCCGAGUUUUUUGCCGUCCGCGAGACCGUGUACAAAGUCGCAGACAGAAUACAAGAAGCCGCUAUAGAAUUUGCACAGCAGAAACUGAUACCACCAGGACGGACCGCCAACGCCAAUGGGAGACUCGAUUUCAACAUGUUUGCUCAUCUCUGGGCACAAGUGUAUCUUCCCCACGGCGGUCGUCAUCCGGUCCACGCGCAUCAAGAUUCCUUCGUUUCUUGUGUGUUUUAUGUUGCCGCCGAUCCGCAGCGAACUCCUCUUGCGCUAGUAGAUCCUCGCGGUGGCUCGGUUUUGCACGACUACGAAAUGACGGACUUUGAGGUCGUCGAGAAGAAAACUUUAGAACAUUUAGCAAGAGGGCGGGAUUACACGACUGGUACUCAAAGGACUGAUGAUGUUACUCCCUCUGCGAGACGACCCGCGUGGCAACCGUCGCCGCCCUUCCACAAGCCGCAUUAUGUUUUUGCGCGCACCGGCGACUUGGUUUGCUUUCCUUCGUAUCUGAUUCAUUUUGUGGCUGCCCACCACAAAUCAAACGUUACACGCGUUGCAUUCGCCAUGAAUCUACAGACAGGGCCACGAAAAGACGCGUGGCAUAUGUCACUCUAACGAAGGAUAGUCUUCCCGAGAAAUUCCUGAUUUCACUUCGUGCAAGGCGUUUUUCGUCUCGAGCAGUUGUAUUUGUC